AUGACUACUGAGAGGCAGAAUAUGGGCUUUCCAGUAAUUAGUGAUCUUGGAUUUGAUGUUUCAGAUUUUAAAGGUACGAUGGAAAAAUGGGUUAAUAUCCUAAGAGUUGCAGUAUUCAUUAAGCAGUUAUAUAUGAAAGAGAAGGCUGCAUUGCAUGUUAUACUAGACACUUUUUUGGUAUAUCUUCAUAAUGUCGAUCACGUAUUACCGAACGGCCACAUCACUGAGCCGUUCCCGCGAAACCAGAACGGAAAAAACUUUCAAAUGUCAAAAAAACCUCGAAUUUCGACAUUUCCGACCACACCACACCUACAAGCAAGUGCUAACAUGGGUAAAAAAGAGGGCCCGUUGUCAUUGUACUUAUUUUUCUUUAUCAGCAAAGGGAACAAAAAGCAAGAAGAAGAGAAAACACCACUGAUUGACAAGUAUUAUGCAGAAUGCAAAGAAAAUGACAAAAGGAGAGGAUCCUACAAGAUUUGUCCUAGAUUUUACCGUAGGAUAGAGUUAAGUAUGUAUGAUGCCAUUGGACAAGGUUAUCUCAGAGAAUCGGAUCUGGAGAAAUACAUAGAAGAACUGAUUCCAACUCUCCCACAACUGAAUGGCUUAGAUGAAAAUUUCAAGCUAAUCUACAUUUGUACGGUUUCCAGAAAAUUCUUCUUUUUCCUAGAUCCUUUAAGAACAGGGGAUAGGAGAAUAAAAAUCUUGGAUAUUUUAGCCAGUGGCUUCUUAGAUGAGAUGUUUCAGUUAAAGGAUGAAGACCUUUCCGAAGAAAGACAAGCAUCAAAUUGGUUUUCCUUUAAUUCAAUGAUGAAACUAUUUGUCCAGUAUUUAGAUCUUGAUAAGGAUUGUAAUGGAACGCUCAGUAGAGAUGAGCUGUCUCAUUAUGGGAUGGGAUCCCUCACAAAUGUGUUUCUAGACAGAGUGUUCCAAGAAUGUCUCACCUCUAAUGGGGAAAUGGAUUACAAGACUUACCUGGAUUUUGUCCUUGCUAUGACAAGUGGGGAUAAUCCAACGGCACUACAUUACAUCUUCAGGCUUCUAGACAUUGAAAAAAAGGGCAGCCUGAAUGCCUUCACCCUGAACUACUUGUUCAAGGGUAUUCAAGAGAAGCUGAGUGAACGAGGUUGGGAGCAAAUUUCCUUCCUUGAUGUCAAGGAUGAAGUAUUUGACAUGAUUAACCCUAAAGAUCCAUACAGAAUAACAUAUAAGGAUUUGGUCAACAGUGGUGAAGGAAAUACAUUUAUAGGCAUCUUUAUUGAUGUGUUUGCUUUCAAGGCCUAUGAUAAUAGAUGA
Protopterus annectens (West African lungfish) is the source of this 1293-nucleotide messenger RNA. Its product is annotated as serine/threonine-protein phosphatase 2A regulatory subunit B'' subunit gamma-like. Gene Ontology annotation, biological process: T cell homeostasis; cortical cytoskeleton organization; microtubule cytoskeleton organization. The transcript has 11 exons. The coding region runs from base 1 to 1293 and encodes 430 amino acids. NCBI's taxonomy places the organism in Eukaryota, Metazoa, Chordata, Ceratodontiformes, Protopteridae. Gene Ontology annotation, cellular component: centrosome; spindle. The record is from RefSeq and is a predicted model, not a curated record.